Messenger RNA from Oncorhynchus mykiss (rainbow trout), 1645 nucleotides. It is a transcript of the gene gs04, whose product is annotated as glutamine synthetase. Gene Ontology annotation, molecular function: glutamine synthetase activity. The record is from RefSeq and is a predicted model, not a curated record. Lineage: Eukaryota; Metazoa; Chordata; Actinopteri; Salmoniformes; Salmonidae. Gene Ontology annotation, cellular component: cytoplasm.
AUCAUAGACGCCGAGCUACAGCUCUCACGUUAUAAAUUAAACUGAAACAUGAGUUAGAGCCGAGAGAAUGAGAGAACAACUAUCGGGAAAAUUUUCAACAUUACAUUGGACCUGCCAGUCCUUUCGUUUUUAUAUCUGUUUUCUCGUUUUUACAGGUGUUUUAUAACAAAUAAUAUGGCUACGUCCUCCAGCGCAGAACUGAGUAAGGCUGUCAAACAGCAGUACAUGGACCUCCCUCAGGGAGACAAAGUCCAAAUCAUGUAUGUCUGGAUCGAUGGAACCGGAGAGGGACUCCGCUGUAAGACCAGAACGCUGGAUUCGGAGCCCAAGUGCAUUGAAGAACUGCCUGAAUGGAACUUUGAUGGCUCUAGCACCUACCAGUCUGAGGGCUCAAACAGUGAUAUGUAUUUGAUUCCUUCUGCAAUGUUCAGAGAUCCUUUCCGCAAAGACCCCAACAAACUGGUCCUGUGUGAAGUGCUGAAGUACAACCGCAAACCUGCAGAAACCAACCUUCGUUUGACGUGUAAUAAAGUUAUGGACAUGGUUGAGAACCAGGUCCCUUGGUUUGGCAUGGAGCAAGAGUACACCAUUUUGGGCACGGAUGGACACCCAUUUGGCUGGCCCAACAACGGCUUCCCUGGCCCACAAGGUCCCUAUUACUGUGGAGUGGGAUCUGACAAGGCCUACGGUAGAGAUAUUGUGGAAGCCCACUACAGAGCCUGCCUGUAUGCUGGGGUCAUGAUCUGUGGAACCAAUGCUGAAGUCAUGCCUGCACAGUGGGAGUUCCAGGUUGGCCCUUGUGAAGGCAUCAGCAUGGGUGAUCACCUUUGGGCAGCUAGGUUCAUUCUCCACCGGGUGUGUGAGGACUUUGGUGUGGUGGCCUCAUUUGACCCCAAGCCCAUCACUGGAAACUGGAACGGCGCUGGAUGCCACACCAAUUUCAGCACAAAAGAGAUGAGGGAAGAGGGUGGUUUGAAGGCCAUUGAGGAGUCCAUUGAAAGGCUGGGGAAGAGGCAUAGCUACCACAUCCGUGCCUAUGACCCUAAAGGGGGACUUGACAAUGCCCGUCGCCUUACCGGCCACCAUGAAACCUCCAACAUCCACGAGUUCUCUGCCGGUGUGGCCAACCGCGGUGCCAGCAUCCGCAUCCCUCGCACUGUGGGCCAGGAGAAGAAGGGCUACUUCGAGGACCGCCGCCCAUCUGCCAACUGUGACCCGUACGCCGUGACUGAGGCUAUAAUCCGCACCUGUUUGCUUAGUGAGGAAGGAGAUGAACCUGUGAACUACUAGAUCUAACUAGAGCCACACCUCUGGACUGAAUCCCCUUCGCCACCACCCUUCUCCAUUCUCAUUUUCUAAAUGGCUGAAAAGUUGAACUAGUACUGUAUUUGUUGUAAUUUUUCACUGAAAUUAUUCUAACCUUCUAAAUGGCUUAAAGUUGGCUGGUCAACUUAACAUGGAAUUAAAUCUGUUUAACAUAAAAACAAACAUUUAAUGAAAGAUGGUGGCUGACAGGGCAUUGUCUUCCCCUUUUGAGUCUUCUAGUGGGGAGUAUAACUGUUUUUAAAUCCCCAUUUGAUCUCGCGUUUCCUGCAGUCUGUCGAACUGAAAUAAACUAAAGCACAUGUGGACACUGACGACUAUG